AUGACCGAAUCCUUAGCUGUCCUUCGCCGUCGUCGCAGUGACGAUCUCGCAAAACUCGCCGAUGAGCACCUACAACAGGAUCUGCAGGCGUCGGACCGCGACAAGCUGAAAUCGGCUGCCUCAACCAUUUCCGUCUGGACAACAGUGGGCUCCGCUGUUGGCAUCAGUCUUGGAUUAUUUGCCGCUAUCCGACUACGCAGCACACGCAAGGCCUUUUUCGCUGCGGUUCGCGCGCAGGAGAGACCUACAAAAGUUGUUUUUGCUGAUGGUCGUACCGAACCAAUUCCUGAUCUCACGCCUCUGUUGAAGCCUUCAACAUUGGGGGAUGUCGCGACGUACUUUUUUGCCUCCGCUGGUGGACUAUUCUUGGGUGGAGAACUUGGUUUUGCUGGCGGGGCAGCGAGCGGGAGCCGUAGCAUCUCGGCUGAUCCCGAGAGCAAAAAGAGAAUCGAGACGGCUUUUAGGAAGUUCCGAGCCGAUGUGCUACGAAAGGAGGCCGACUCUUUGGACCAAGGCGCAAAUGUUUCAGAGGUGAUGUUCUAG
Messenger RNA from Penicillium riverlandense, 543 nucleotides. RefSeq lists its product as uncharacterized. The coding region runs from base 1 to 543 and encodes 180 amino acids. The transcript has 3 exons. The record is from RefSeq and is a predicted model, not a curated record. Lineage: Eukaryota; Fungi; Ascomycota; Eurotiomycetes; Eurotiales; Aspergillaceae.